AUGACGGUUCAACUGAGCUUUCUUCUCAUCUUCACUGGACUUACAGGAAUUCACAGCAUAACUACAGUCAGUAAAGUGUCAGUGAGAGCUGAAGGUUCGAUCACCAUCCCGUGUCUCUAUGAAUCACAAUACAUAAACAAUGUGAAAUACUUGUGUAAAGGAUAUCUUUGGAACUUCUGUUCUGAUAAAGUUAACACAAACAAACCAAGCAGUUCAGGAAAGUUUUCGAUCUCUGAUGACAAAAAACAAAGAGUCUUCACUGUGACUAUAAAUGACCUGACUGAAGAGGACACUGGUUAUUACUGGUGUGGUGUGGAGAUUAAUGGAGGAUAUGAUUCGGGAACAGAUUUCCACCUGUCAGUCACAGGAGGCACACCAUAUCUGUAUGUGGAUGAACAGAAGAGGACAGGAUUCAGAGGAGAAGAAAUAACCAUCAAUUAUCACUAUCAUAACGUUGGAGAUAUAAAGUGGUGCAGGCUGGGCAGCUCCUGUGUGACAUGGCCGAAUGGAUCGUUAGAUAACUCAACAGUCACCAUCAAAAUCAUUGAUUACCAAGUUCUCACUGUGACUAUGAGCGGACUGAGGACAGAGAGCAGUGUCUGGUAUUGGUGUGUUAAAGGAGACUUACAGAUGCCGGUGCACAUAACUGUUACUGAGAAACAGCAGCAAAGUGUUUCAGGGAACUUAAAGAACUUCAUCAUCCCUUUGAGUUUGCUGAUCUUCAUUGUUAUGGUGGCCAUAUUUAUUUGGUUCAUUUUCAAAAAGCACAGACAGACCAAAGAAGAAUCCCCAGCCACAAUAAUUCUUGGUCUCGCUGAAGAGGAAGUAACGUACAGCGAUGUUAAACACAUGAGAAGAGCUUCAGAAAAGUGGUCAGAAGCUAAUAGAGAUGUGGACGUGAUGUACUCCUCUGUGGUCGCUGUAGAACGUCAAACUAAACAAAGGAUCCUGUCUCUGCGGCGGAGGAGCGGAGACCUGGGACGGAGCCCCUGCAGCUGCCGAAGGGCGAUUCUGACGCCGUUGCUGUUCGCGCCGCUGUCCGCGCUGCCCCCGUUGAGACUGUUGCGGGGGCUGCGGGUGCUGUCGUUGCUGCCGCUGCUGUCGCUGAGGCCGUUUGUCCCUAAGCCAGCUAGCGUGACGCCUUAUGUCAUCUGCCUGCUCUGCCGCAGAUUUCAUAGUCUCCACCAUGCCUCCACUGAAGACAUCAUUUUUGACCGCUCGGAAAUUUCCACCAUGAAGUUUGACAGCAACGCUAUAUUGUUCGCCGCCGCUGACGCCUGA
Gymnodraco acuticeps is the source of this 1281-nucleotide messenger RNA. RefSeq lists its product as uncharacterized. Bases 1 to 1281 code for a protein of 426 amino acids. The record is from RefSeq and is a predicted model, not a curated record. Lineage: Eukaryota; Metazoa; Chordata; Actinopteri; Perciformes; Bathydraconidae. The transcript is spliced from 9 exons.